AUGGAGAACCCGAGUUUUGAUGAGAACCAAACGGAACAUACGCGGGUUCGAUUUGAGCGCAAUGCAACGCCGCCGCCAUCAUCGACUGUCGAUGGUUAUCAAGUGCUGCGCGGUCAUUGUCACAAUUGGAGCGACGACGACGACGACGACGACGACGUGAUCGACGACGUCGACAUGCUAUCGCCGACGCAGCUCGACAUUCAGGUAAUCAUUGAAGCUCUCUCGUAA
Molecule: messenger RNA, 228 nt
Organism: Caenorhabditis bovis
Lineage: Eukaryota; Metazoa; Nematoda; Chromadorea; Rhabditida; Rhabditidae
Source: the annotation of a GenBank genome assembly